GGCGUUGAAGUGCAUAUGUCACAAUGGAUAACAUGAUGAAAAGGAUAAUGAUUUCACCUUUCCAACCAUCAUCCAAAAGCAAAAAUGGGUUUAUUCUCUGGAAGUUCAGGCAGAACUGCAUUUGGACCUUUACCGCCAGCACCUCAUCCGAUAGGAGUGAAUGGAUUUUAUACUCAACAUACAAACGAACUUGCUUUACGAAUUCGUGAACGUAAAACGGCAUUUUCAGGAGAUGAUUUUGCAGUAAAAGAUGCAGCAAAUGGUCAAACAAUCUUUCAAGUUAAUGGAAAAGUGAUGAGUCUUUCAGGAAAGAAAGAUGUAAGAGAUGCUCAAGGUGUGGAUCUUUUUACAAUUCGUAAGAAACACAUGGCAAUUCGUAAAACAUACAAAGGAGAUGACGCAAAAACAGGUCAAGAAAUCUUUAAAGUUGAAUCUUCAGUGUUUGUCAUGGGAACCAAACUUAAAAUCACAUUCAAGAACACCGCAGGUCGUGGAGAAGAUCUCACUUUGACACUUCGAGGAGAUUUGUUUGAUCGUAAAGCAGAAAUCACCUUGGAUUCAGGACAGCCGAUUGCCCGUAUCAGUCGUGAAUUUGCAAAUGCCGGUCAAAUCUUCUUUGAUAAACAAACAUACGUCUUAACUAUUGCUCCAGGCGUUGAUGCUUCUUUGUUGCUGGCUAUUUGUGUCUGUUUGGAUGAAGCAGCCAAUGAUCAAGGUUGAUUGUCUCUUGUCAUCUUUGGAGCUACUAAAUGAUACCUGUUUCUCUUGGUG
This is a messenger RNA of Meira miltonrushii, 771 nucleotides long. RefSeq names its product DUF567-domain-containing protein. The record is from RefSeq and is a predicted model, not a curated record. The transcript has 3 exons. Lineage: Eukaryota; Fungi; Basidiomycota; Exobasidiomycetes; Exobasidiales; Brachybasidiaceae. Bases 85 to 720 code for a protein of 211 amino acids.